Pimephales promelas (fathead minnow) is the source of this 3040-nucleotide messenger RNA. RefSeq names its product plakophilin 3a (gene pkp3a). Gene Ontology annotation, molecular function: protein binding. The record is from RefSeq and is a predicted model, not a curated record. Lineage: Eukaryota; Metazoa; Chordata; Actinopteri; Cypriniformes; Leuciscidae. Gene Ontology annotation, cellular component: plasma membrane; cytoplasm; adherens junction. Gene Ontology annotation, biological process: cell-cell adhesion.
CAGAUCAAACCUCAAUAGUGCGUUUCCUCACAGUUCCAGCACCAGCGCAGAGAAACACAAGCUGACCAACCAAAGACUGCUUUAUUGCGGGGAACUUUCUCUUUCCACUUUCUCUGGUGGGACUGUAACUUUUCAGCUCGGUUCCAUCGUCGCGUCGCAAUGAGUGUGAGCGUGACCACGGAUAACGUCUUUCUGUCGGCUUUGCAGCCCAACUCGACCGUCAGUACUUACGCGGUUCCGUCCGAAAACGAGCUCGCGCACGGCGGCUCUCACGCAAAGGAUGAGGCGAGGUUUAAGCGCGUGCACCAGCAGGUGACCAUGAGACUGAGGGAGAAGUCCACGCUCCCGCGCCAGAACGGAUCCUCGACACAAUACGCAGCCUCAGAGUCUGGGGAUUAUUCUACCAUGACAAAGUUUUCAACAAUGAGCCAAAACUUCACCCCAAAUUUCAGCUCUAAAUCCAUUUCCUCCGGCAGACCAAUGGUGGCGCAGCGUCCAUCCCAGUACUCUAGUGGUGGUUUCUCAUCUCGCUCUGCCAUUGAUUUUGCCCCAAGAACCAAAAUGAGUUACACAGCACGAGGAGGAGGCGGAGGCGGGACAUAUUACCAGGAUGAGGUGGUGGGCGGCGGUUUCCAAGCUGACGGUUUCCAAGCUGACGGUUACCAAGCUGACGGUUACCAAGGUGGCGGUUACCAAGGUGGCGGUUACCAAACUGCCGGAUACCAAGCUGGCGGUGGCCCAGUUCAACUGCAGCAGGUCGGCGCAAUGACUCGUUCCUUCAGCCGCAUGGGGGGCGACCCGGAGACGGUGUCGAUGCAUUCCAUGCGUUUGGCAUCCAUGCCACGCCAUGUUACUGCUUCUUGGGUGGGACAGGAUGACAGCGACGGCAGCGUAGUUUCUGACCGUGAUGCCGUUUUUACACAACAGCCUUCUGUGAACAACGGCUAUGCUGCCAAAACCUUCCCACGCUCGUCCAUGUACGCCACCUCUAGAGUGAACGGAUAUGAAAGCGGACAGCAGCAGGUCAGCUCCAUGACGCUACCGGCCAUGAAACGCUCCCUCAGCGGGACGCUCGCCUCUAGCGGCGGAGGAGGCAUGGAGCAGGAGGUCUACGUCAGCCGGCACUCCUACAAAGGCCCCGCCCACCGCACCAUCAGCCGAAUCAACAAUCGGCAAACGGUCCGCCAAACGGCCAAUGCCUCAUCAGCCAGCAUGUACGGAGGUCUUGCGGGAUUCAGUGGCUCCCAGGGCAACCUGGCGCUGGUGCAGCAGGGAAGGCUGUCGCGUGCCGGCUCCGUAAGGAGUAUGCAAAGUGUUGGGAGAGGCAAGGAUGUGUUUGAUGGCAUGGAUUUCACGGAAAGCAUGGGCAAUCUACAAGGACUUGACAGCUUGGACUUGCCUUCUGCCAUAAACAAUCUUGAUGACCCCGAUCCUGAAGUUCAGAUGUUGGGAGCUGCCUACAUCCAACACGAGUGUUACAGUAAUAGUGAAGCAAAGAAACAGGUGAACAUAUUGAAGGGAAUUCCUCGCCUGGUGGGUCUGUUCAACAGUGACAGCAUAGAAGUGCAGCGUUUCGCGACCGGCGCCACCAGGAACCUCAUCUAUGAGAACAUGGAUAACAAAGUGGGCCUUAUUGAAGCCGGCGGGAUCCCCAAACUCAUCCUGGCCCUAAAAGAAGACAAAGACGACGAACUCCACAAGAACAUCACAGGUAUUCUGUGGAAUCUUUCCUCUAAGGAUAACCUGAAACAAAGGUUGGCACAGGAAACUCUUCCCGAUUUGACGGAGACGAUUCUGAUUCCCCUCUCUGGCACUGGGGAACGGGAGAUCAUUGAGCUGUCCGCCUCAGAGUCCGACAUCUUUAACAACACCACUGGCUGUCUCAGGAACUUGAGCUCAGUGAAUGAGAAGACCAGACAACAGAUGAGAGAAACCAAAGGCCUUAUAGAUGCUCUGGUUGGCUAUAUUAAGAAAUGCCUGAUAGACUCUAAAGUGGAAGAGAAGGGUGUGGAGAACUCAGUGUGUGUGUUGAGGAAUCUGUCCUAUCAGCUGUACAGUGAGAUGCCCCCCUUGUCUCUGGCGCGGUUGGAGGGUCCAAGAAGAGCUGAGAGCUCUUCAAAAGGAGAACCUAUCGGCUGCUUCACCCCUAACAGCAAGAAGGCCAAAGACAGACAAAAUCAGGACCUCGGCACAUUUACAGAAGUGUCGCGGGAGCCCAAAGACAUUGAGUGGCUCUGGCACCCUAAUAUAGUGGAUCUGUACAAUCAGGUGCUUCAGGCCUGUGAGAACAACUCGACCACACGAGAGGCCGCGGCCGGAGCCCUGCAGAACAUCACUGCCGGAGACAAGAGGUGGGCGUCCAUCUUGAGUCGUGUGGCGUUAGAGCAGAAUAGGAUGUUGCCUGUCAUUCUGGAUCUCUUCAAGACCAACAAAGAUGCAGAGCUCCGUUCUCUCACCGGCUUCCUCAGGAACCUCACUCGCCAUGCCAAGGACAAGAACGAUAUGGCUUCUAAGGUGGUAAAUCUCUUGGUCAUCAAACUCCCCUCCGACGGUCAGCAGAAGGAACCGUCAAAUGACGUGGUGAUGAACAUCUGUGGAGCCCUCAACAACCUGGUGACCAGCAGCAUGGUGGCGGCACGGGACAUAGCCUACUUCGAUGGUCUGCCCAAACUGGUGGGCAUCAAGCUCACCCACGACAGCAGUCCUGCCAAACUGAAAGCUGCCAAAGCAGCGUCGACAGUGCUAAGCAACAUGUUCCAGUACAAGAAACUACACAAAGAUUACAGAAAUAAAGGAUACGGGAGAGAAAGCUUUUUAGACAUCUAAACCGACCAGAUUGUGACAUAGGAAGAUAUUUAAUAAGGACAAUGGAUAAAGAAAAUGCAUACUGCCGAAACACCUGCAACAUAUUUUGAAACAUGUGAAUGUGGAUAUCACAUUUAGUCUUUUCCCCCCUAAAAUCCUCAGGGAUUUAUUGCAAUAAUUGUCUUUUUUUUAUUAUUAUUAUACUGGCUGUUGCCUGUAUUUCUUUCUUUUUUUU